CACCUGGCCGAGCAUCAAUCUGGGUUGGAUUAAUGGCGUUUUGUGCUCUCCUAUUAUAUAGAGCGUGUAACGUCAACUAAUAGGAAAGAUUAAUCCAACCCAAAUUAGUGCAAACCCGAUCGGGCCGAAAACGCUAUCAGUUCGCCUUGGUUCGCCUUGGUUCGCCUUUGUUCGCCUUCGCCACAUGAAAAUGGAUCUUUAACCUUUAACAGUUUAACGUCAGACGCAGACGUCAGCAACGGUCAGCGUCAGCAAUCGUUAGUGAUCAUUAGUAACGCUUGGUAACGUUUGGUAACGCUCUCGCUCUUUGAAAAGGAAAUUCGCCACUGACGUUUCAAUAAUGGGUCACGAAGGAGAAGUUACUCUUAUUCAGAAUUCUGAUGACUUGAAGAUUAAACUUAAAGAUGCAGGCAAUAAUUUGGUAGUUAUCGAUUUCUUUGCUGUAUGGUGUGGACCAUGUAAGAUGAUUGGACCAUUGAUUGAAGAAUUAUCAAAGGAAAUGCAGGAUGUUGUUUUCCUUAAAGUUGAUGUGGACGAAUGUGAGGAUAUUGCUGCUGAAUACGAGAUAUCCAGUAUGCCUACAUUUGUUUUUAUAAAGGAAGGCAAAGUGUUGGAGACUUUUUCUGGUGCAAAUUACGAUAAAUUAAAAAAUACAAUUCAAAAACACAAAUAAAUAAAUAAAUCGUCACGAA
Molecule: messenger RNA, 692 nt
Organism: Mycetomoellerius zeteki
Lineage: Eukaryota; Metazoa; Arthropoda; Insecta; Hymenoptera; Formicidae
Product: thioredoxin-2
Exons: 4
Coding region: 341-673 (110 amino acids)
Molecular function (GO): protein-disulfide reductase activity
Source: RefSeq, a predicted model, not a curated record